AUGUCAUCGUCAACAACGACGAUAUCAUCCAAAAAUUCUACAAUGAAUAAUAAUGAUCGUAAACGACCAAUAUCAUCUUCUAUUCGUCCAUCACCAUCGCCACCAUCAUCUAAACGUCAUAGUUUAUCAUCAACAAAUUUACAAAAUUCAACAGCAAAAAAAAAUUUUCAUCGAUUAGAGUCAAAUGAAAUUUUAUUAAAAAAAUCUACGGAUCAUAAUGAUAGACAAAGUCGACCAAAACAAUUAUAUCGUCAUAUUGAUAAUAAAAGUUCAUCAUCAGAAUCAAGUCGAUCAUCAUCUAAUUCAAAUCAUUCAAUAAAUCAAGAAUAUCCAUCAACAACACCAAUAUUUAAUUCUACAAAUGAUAUUCAAUCUUCAAAUGAAAUUGUAACAACAAAAAGAUCACAACAUUAUUCAAUAAAUCAUAGUAAACAAAAAUCUGAUGUACAAAAAGAUUUUCUAUAUACAAAAAAACCACCAGCACUUGCAUUAAUUGUUAAACCAUCAUCAUCAAAUAUUGAUCAAAGAAAUUUUGGUAGUAUAUCUGAUAGUGAUGACGAAUAUGAACAACCAAAACAAAUUUCAAAUAAAGUUUUCACAAAACCACCAUCUGUUAUUGUUCCAUCAUCUGUAAUGACAAUUGUUAAAACACCUGAUUUAUCGAAAAAAUCUAUACGUACAGAUAAUGUUAUUAUUCAGCAAUCGGAUGGAAAUAUAAAUUCAAAUCCUUCAACAAAAUUAGUAAAAUUAGUUGUACCACAAACAACAACUAUAUCAUCAUCAUCAAUAAAAAUGCUUUCAAGUGGUGAUGGUCUUGCAUCAGCAUUACGUAUUCCAACAAAAAUUCAGUUAACAAAAACAUUAUUUGUUUCAUCAGUAAAAAAUGAUGAAACAUCUUCAUUAAUCUCAUCAUCAAAUUUACUUGAUAUACAAGAUAAUACACCAACAUUACCACCAACACCUCCACCUCCUGUUAUCGAUAAUACAAAUUCAAAUAUUCGAAAUGUAUUAUCUCAUCAUACAUCAAAUAAUCAACAGCAAAAAAUUGAUGAAACGACAACAAUUGAUAUUAAAGCUAUUGAAGAAGUUGAUCCUUCAAUGCCUAACGAACAUUCAAAUCAUCAAAAUACACCUAAACGUCAUUUAUCUACCGUAUCUGAUUGGUGUGUACCACCAACAAGUGAAUUAUCUCCAACAUCAUUAACAUCAUCAUCACCAGAUUUAACACAAAAUAGUUUACCAAUUGAUGAUUCUUUAGUUGAACUUGAUUCAACUAUGAAUUGUCGAAAAUCAACAAAACGUCGUCAUCGUUCAGCAUCAUCUUCGUCAGUUUUACCAUCAUUUACAAUGUCUUAUUUACAAUCGAAUAAAACAACAUUAUUAAAACCAAUAAAAUCGAAACCAUCAACACGUCUUUUAAAUUCAUCUGAUAUGAAAGUCAUGUUAAAUAAUAAUAAUAAUAAUAAAAAAAGAUCUUCAAGAACAUCGCCAGUUCUUAAACUAUCAUCAGCACAACGUAUAAAAAAACGUCGACAUAAAAAUGAAAAUAUUAUUCAUAAUCAACAGAAUAGUAGAUGCUCGAAAGCCAAAACUAAACGUUUUCAAACUGAUGAUAUUCAAUUUGUAAUUAAAGAUAUAUUAAAUGGAAUUAUUGAACGAAUUACUUCAACAAAUUAUGAAAGUGAUAAUGCAUUGAAAAUGUUACUUAAUACAUCUAUUCCACAAAUAAAACAUAAAUUACCAAUUAGUAGAAUUACAACUAGACAACCAAAAACUGAAAUUGUACUUCGAACAAAUUCAGUAAAUAGAAAAAAUUCUUCUUCACUGCAAUCUUUAGAUUCAAUAGUACCAAAUGAAUCUCGUUCAAUGACAAUGACAUCAAGAGAAUUAGAUGAAUUAGCUUAUCUACUUCAUGCUAAUGUACAUCGAGGAGAUUAUGAACAAAUUGAUAAUCCAGCUAAAGUUGAAGAACGCAUGCGUGAGAUGUGGUCUCAGAUGAGUAAUCAAAAAAAGAAUAGUUACAAAAAACGAGUUAUUGAAAUAUAUAAAAAACCAAAUCGUGAUAUUGUCAUUGCAUCAUCAUCAUCAUUAUCUUCAAUAAAUGAAAAUAAUUCUUUAUUAUCGAAUGAUUUAACUAAUGAUACAGCUACAUCAUCGUUAGCAAUCAAUUCAUUAUCUCUUGAAUUACGACGACAAACAUCAACACCAUUAUCGUUUCAUUCCAUACCUUCAUCAACAAUAGAUGAACAAUCAAUUAUUUCACCAGAAGAAUCAAAUUUAAAAACGAAUCUAUCAACUGAUAUUGUUAAUGAAAUAAUUAAAGGUGCCAAAGGUCUAGAUAAAUUAUCUUCGUCUCCAACUGAUUUUAUAAAUUCUAUUCGUAAUUUUAUUCGAUUAUCAAUUGAUAACCAAACUCAAAUAGUUAAUAAGCUUCAACAACAAAUAGAAAAAAAAUGUCCAACACAAUUUAAUCGUGCACAAAUUUUUUGGACACAAAAAAUUCGUUAUUUUGCUAAUAAAUAUCAAAUAAAUUCGUCAAGUGAAUCUGUACAUGAAUUAACAUUAAUUGUUAAAUAUUUCUAUUUACUUGUACUGUCACUUAAUUGUCAAAAACAAGAAGCCGAAUUUCAAGCAGCAUUAACUAAUCGACUUAAUGGAAAUCUAACAUCUGCUGAUGAAUCAUAUUGUUCACCUACGUUAACAAGUAUUAUUGAAGAUCUUAUUUUACCUUCAUCAUUAGCUAAUGAAUAUCUCGCUUCUCAACUUUUAAUAAUUAAUAAUAAUGAAUAUUCAUUACCAUUUAUACGGAAUACUGAACUUGAAAAUGAAUUAUUAAAUAAUAAUGAUAUAAAUAUAUCAGUAAACCCAUUUUCAAAUUAUAAUGAUUUAGAUGAUUAUUUAAAACGUUGUGAAAGCAUGACAACAACCAUUCCAAGUUAUUCUAUCCAACAGCCUCAGCAUCCACCUAUGUACUAUCCAGCAUAUCAUCCAACUUCUCAAUAUUAUUAUUCACCGUCACAAUCAACAGACAUGAAUAAUUAUUAUUAUAAUAAUCCUACACCAGCAUAUCAAAAUUCACAACAACAACAACAACAACAACAGCAAAUAUAUUCAUAUGGCCCAUCAACAUCUUAUUAUCAUCCAUCAACAACAUAUAAUAAUGAGCAAUCAAAUUAUUAUUAUAAUUCACAACAACAACAACAACAACAAUCGUUAUAUCCAUAUUCAUCACAAACGAACAGUACUAAUGACAUUCCAUUAUCAAAUAAUCCUUCAUUGCAUCGAACGUAUCGACAAAUGAAUCCAAAUAUGCAAAGACUUUAUAGAAAUCCUCAACAAUCAAUAACAUCUGGUGCUACAUCAAUUAUAUCAGGAACACCAUCAACAUCAGCUGUAUUUGAUGGGACAACUGUUGUUUCACCUCAGUCAAAAUCAAUGAACACAACAAAUAAUAAUUAUCCACCAUAG
Messenger RNA from Adineta steineri, 3468 nucleotides. Lineage: Eukaryota; Metazoa; Rotifera; Eurotatoria; Adinetida; Adinetidae. The record is from the annotation of a GenBank genome assembly.